Molecule: messenger RNA, 2919 nt
Organism: Neoarthrinium moseri
Lineage: Eukaryota; Fungi; Ascomycota; Sordariomycetes; Amphisphaeriales; Apiosporaceae
Exons: 3
Coding region: 1-2919 (972 amino acids)
Biological process (GO): regulation of DNA-templated transcription; DNA-templated transcription
Molecular function (GO): DNA binding; DNA-binding transcription factor activity, RNA polymerase II-specific; zinc ion binding
Source: RefSeq, a predicted model, not a curated record
AUGUCGUCGUCUGUAAACAUUGAGCACACUCAGGGCGAACCAAAGGCAGCGAAACCGACGGGCAAGGUCCGCAAGAGAGCGCCGAAAGCGUGUUUAUCAUGCCGAGCGAGGAAGGUCAGAUGUGACGUCUCACAGAGGGGCCGGCCAUGUAUGAACUGUUACCUGGACAGCGAAACUUGUGUCGUCACGGGGAGAGCCUCUCGGUUGCGAGCGGAACGCAAUGGCGACAAUUCUCAAGCAUCAUACCCGCCAUACAACGCGGAGAAUGAUGACCAUUCCAGAUCGGCCGAGGACAUCGUUCGGUCGAGGUUGAAUGGGGAAUCGACAUCCCCAACAGCGAACAACGACGAAGGCAUUCACCAGGAAAACCCACACGAUACCUGCGACAGCCACCACCACGAAGAGCUUCCACAGCCGGAAAUGCGCGACGAGCCAUCAAUGCCGCCACCUGCUCAACCUGUGCCAAACGUCGGAAAUAUCCAGAACACAUACAACAAGCACCCCGUGCCACCAGCCACUAUAAAAGGUAGUGUUAUUUUCGUGCCGACCGAAGAAUCCGAACUGACUGAUGUAGACUUCAACCCCACCGGGGUGCCAGAAAUUCCACCAUACAUGUCCACUGACACCCCUUUAUGGGUUGGUGACCAGAGAGUUGCGGUCAACGCCGAUAUCACAUACAGCUACUAUCCAUUCCUCAGUGUCAACAACCUACAUAACAUCAUGCCACAAGACGUCAACUACCUAGAAUCCCAAGGAUGUUUCCGAGUACCGACCCGCGAGAUUCUCGACGAGUUUGUCCAGCAAUAUUUUCUACACAUUCACCCCAUGUUACCCAUGUUGAACGAAGGCGACUUCUGGGACAUAUACGGGCAUUGUGGGCAUGGUGGAUCGGGUGACAAAAUGCCACUCCUGGUGUUCUACUCAAUGAUAUUUUCUUCCUGCAACUUCGUGUCCAAGUCGAGCAUCAAAGCCCUCGGCUUCCCCAGCAUCCGCGCCGCCAGAGCCACUCUAUACAGACGGUGCAAACUGCUAUACGACUUCGACAGCGAGUUUUCCAUGGUAUAUCUCGCACAAUCCGCGCUCCUACUCUCCCACUGGUCACCAAAUUUCACCCACGCUUUCAAGAAGGCCAACUCAAUGUGGCUCGGCAUGGCCAUUCAGAAUGCGAAGAGCGCCGAGGCGCAUCACUAUUCGGCAAUGCCCACGUACUCUGCUUCUGUGGACCCGAUCCAAAGCAAAAAGCAAAACGUGCUCAAGCGACUUUGGUGGUGCUGCAUUCUGCGUGAUCGCAUCCUUCCCUUGGGGCUCAGGCGGAGCUUGAAAAUAACCCGAUCUCACUUUGACUUCGACGCGAACACUGGGCUUGGUUACACGGAUCUGGCGGAUGAGAUUGACAGAUCAAGGGUGUACAACUCAGGGACGAAGAGGUGUCUUAUCGAAAUAUUUGUGCAGGUAAUUGAACUAUGCACGGUGUUGACCGACCUCAUCAUGCUCGUGUUCCCACUGGACGACUCCCCAGGCUGGGGCAAGCAGUUUGGAUUUGAGGAGACUGAGAAGAUCAGGGAAUGCAAGACUGCUCUGAGACGCUGGUACAAAGGGGCCACGCUAAGGUUUCCUAUGUUUGGCGGCGAUGCCGUACCUCGCAUGACGGUGACUGGCGGCAAAGAGUUUCAACACGACUCAGUGAUACUAUACACCAAUUUGAUGUAUAUGUACUAUCACUCCGCUAGAGUCGCGUUAAGCCAUCACGAGGUCCUACAAACAGCAGUCGCGGCCGCAUCUCCCAACUUGACAAGCAACCUGAGGGAGUUUUCGAACAUAUUCGAGAACCGCCAUGAACUACAAGACGCAGCCUCAGGCGUCACAGAGUGCUUAAAGGAACUCGUCCAGUUGAAACUUGCCAGAUGGUUGCCGAUUAGCGCUGUGGCGUCUACCGCCUUGCCUCUUGUGUUACAUAUUAUCGACGUCAAGCUCUCCACAUACAACAAAAACAACACAUCUGUCAUUUCCAGACCCCAGGACGCGGUGAAGCAGCAUCGUCUCAACAUCCUCAUCGAAGCGAUGAAGACAUACCAGCCCCAAUAUGACGGCGUUGACUACGUCAGCGAGACUAUCCGCCACAUUGUGACACUGGCUCAGCUCGAUACCCCCGCCCCACCUUCUUCAACAUCGAACAACAUUACGGACUGGCAAGACAUACUCUCAUCGCAACCAGGCUGCUAUCUACGUCUGGCCAUGACCAUGGACCUGAGCUUGAGCAAAGGACGCUUGCCUGAGGAAUCGGAUUUCCCGGCCAGUCUGAGAGGCCUCUUCACAGCUGGCUACAGCUCUGUCAAAGCUUUGAUGGGAGCUGGUAAGACAAACAUUGCUCCUAUGCCACAAUACCAGAUGUACUCGAAUACUGCCGACCAGAUCAUGUUGCCGAUGGGUGUUAUGCAAGUGCCCGGCACGGUGCACUCGCUUUCCUCAGACACAGACUCGGAUUCUCCCGGGUCACAGGAUGACCAUGCCAUGGGAAAUUACUCCAUGCAUAACGGACCGGCAGCACAGCAGCAGCAGCAACAACAACAACAGAAACAGCAACAAAACACCGGACAACAACAGCAGCAGCAGCAGACACAACCUGAUCACAACAAUGACUUGCACUUUGGAAGCCAUAACUUUGUCGAUUCAGCACUCGAGAUGGGUGGCCUAGCCGGAGAGGCUCUUGCAGCUUAUUCCAUUCAGAACGACUCGCCGCAGAGCUCGGGCUCAGAUCUUGAUGGUGAUGGCACAUUGUUUGACGGCGAAGAGACGAUCAUGACGGAUUGGAUCGGAAACGCAUGGGGCAACGACGAGAGAGGAGAUCAAGAGACAGCAAGGGUCUUGCUCGAUGCAUUGAGGGAGAGCGAAGGGAUGAGCAUCGAAUGCGGCGCAUGA